UGGCGCCCGUUCAUUGAUCGCGCUCCGCAGAGCGGCUGCCGCGGCGGGCGGGGAGGGGGCCGGGGCCCGGCCCGGUUCGGCUCAGCCCGGCCCGGUUCGGUUCGGUUCGGCCCGGCCCCGCCCCGCCGCAGGGGCGCGCGGCCGGGACCGGGGCCGGGGCCAGCAGCGCGGGCCGGAGCCGGAGCUGGAAAACGUCCCCGGGCCUGAGCCCGCACCCGCGGUGCAGAGCGGCGGAAGGGACCCCGGGCCCAGCCGGUGCCAACGAUGUUCCCUCAAAACCGGCCCCCGGCCCAUCUCCAGGCACCCUCCGCUGCAUCAGGCACCGCUGUCACUGCCGGCGCCAUCCCUGCCACCCCACAGUCCCUGAAGCUGACGUACCCCGAGACCUUGGACCGCAUCAAGGAGGAAUUCCAGUUCCUGCAGAACCAAUACCACAGCUUGAAGUUAGAAUGUGAAAAGCUGGCAACAGAAAAAACAGAAAUCCAGCGUCAUUAUGUCAUGUACUACGAGAUGUCCUACGGCCUGAACAUCGAGAUGCACAAACAGACGGAGAUAGCGAAGCGGCUGAACGUGAUCUGCGCCCAGCUCAUCCCGUUCCUGUCUCAGGAGCACCAGCAGCAAGUGGUCCAGGCCGUGGAGCGUGCGAAGCAGGUGACUAUGACCGACCUGAACGCGGCCAUCGGGCACCAGCUCCAGACCCAGCACCUCUCGCACCACGUGCCCCCCAUCCCGCUGACCCCCCACCCCUCUGGCAUGCAGCCCGCCGGCCUCGCCAGCCUCGGGAGCGCCUCGGGGCUCCUGGCGCUCUCAGGGGCGCUGGGGGCCCAGGCUCAGCUCCUCGCCAAAGACGACCGCGGAGUCCACGACGCUGAGCACCGGGAGCGGGACCCGGGGCCCAGCUCCCUGGCGCUGCCCAACGGGGAGCGGGCGCGAGCCAUCUCCGAGUACCUGAGCAACAGCAAGAAGAGGAAGGUGGAGGAGAAGGACUUUGUGACAGACUACGGCAGCGAUGCGGACAAAAGCGAAGACAACCUGGUGGUCGAUGAGGACCCUUCGUCCCCGCACAGCGUCCACUCCUACUCGUCCCGUGAGAACGGGGUGGAAAAGCUGCCACUGGGGAGGAAGGAGGCUGUGCCGCUCAGCCCGACCUCCAUGGCCUCCUCGAGCAGCGCGUCCCCGUCCCGCAGCAAGGAUGUGCCCACGGUGGAGAAGGCAGGGACACCCAGCCUCAAGUCCAGCACCCCCACGUCCCAGGGCGACGCCGCGACCCCAGGCUCCAGCAGUGCCCAGCAGUUCCGCCCUGCUGCCCCCAAGGCCCCGGUGGACCCCCUGGCCCUGGGCCUGAGGACCCCACUGGGAGUGCAGAGCCCCUACUCUGCCACCUUUGGCAUGGCUCACCCCGCCGUCAACGGGGACAUGGCUGGGGCUGGCGCCUAUGCCAGCCUCCACCUCGUGUCCCCACAGCUCAACGGGGCCGCAGCCGCUGUGGGAGCCGGCAGCUACGGGCGGUCCCCCCUGGUUGGCUACGACCCCCACCCACACAUGCGCGUCCCGGGGCUGGCAGCCGGAAUGCAAGUGGGAACGUCGGGGAAGCCUGCCUACUCCUUCCAUGUCAGUGCCGACGGGCAGAUGCAGCCGGUGCCGUUCCCCCCUGACGCCCUCCUGGGCUCUGGCAUCCCCCGGCACGCGCGGCAGCUCCACACCCUGGCCCACGGCGAGGUGGUGUGCGCCGUCACCAUCAGCAACUCCACGCGCCACGUCUACACCGGGGGCAAGGGCUGCGUGAAGGUGUGGGACGUGGGGCAGCCGGGCACCAAGACGGCCGUGGCUCAGCUGGACUGCUUGAACCGUGACAACUACAUCCGCUCCUGCAAGCUGCUCCCCGACGGCCGCAGCCUGAUCGUGGGGGGGGAGGCCAGCACCCUGUCCAUCUGGGACCUGGCGGCCCCCACGCCCCGCAUCAAGGCCGAGCUCACCUCCUCCGCCCCCGCCUGCUACGCCCUGGCCAUCAGCCCCGACGCCAAAGUCUGCUUCUCCUGCUGCAGCGACGGCAACAUCGUGGUGUGGGACCUGCAGAACCAGACGCUGGUCAGGCAGUUCCAGGGCCACACGGAUGGUGCCAGCUGCAUCGACAUCUCCAAUGAUGGCACCAAGCUGUGGACAGGGGGCCUGGACAACACGGUGCGGUGCUGGGACCUGCGGGAAGGGCGGCAGCUGCAGCAGCACGACUUCAGCUCCCAGAUCUUCUCCCUGGGGCACUGCCCAACGGGUGAGUGGCUGGCGGUGGGCAUGGAGAGCAGCAACGUGGAGAUCCUGCACGUGAGCAAGCCCGACAAGUACCAGCUGCACCUCCACGAGAGCUGCGUCCUCUCCCUCAAGUUCGCCGCCUGCGGGAAGUGGUUCGUGAGCACGGGGAAGGACAACCUGCUCAACGCCUGGCGCACCCCGUACGGCGCCAGCAUCUUCCAGUCCAAGGAAACCUCCUCCGUCCUCAGCUGCGAUGUCUCCACCGACGACCAGUUCAUCGUGACUGGCUCGGGGGACAAGAAAGCUACGGUCUACGAGGUCAUUUACUGAGUGCUGAAGAGGGGACAGCCGCUGGAAGGGGCCACUCCACAGGCACAGACGGACAGACAGCCGCGGGGGCUGACGGACGGACGCUGCCCGCCCGGGAGCUGGCAGCCCAGGGCUGGAGCAGGCAGCAAGGGACGGAGGGGACCCCGCAGCCAGGCAGGGCUGGGCGGCAGCUGCUGCUUGCAGGGACCUUCCUGGGGAUUUUCUUCUUGUUUGGGGCUUUAGUUGUGGGGUUGUUUCUAAGUCUGGACUGGGGGUGGGGACAAGGGACCUUUUUUUUAAUGUAACUUUUUUGUUGUUGUGAAGGCUCUGGGCCAUGCAGGGGAGGAGGUGCUCCAUCCUCAGCUCCAUGAGCCUUCUCGAGUGUAUUUAAUAAUAAAAACAACCAAAACAG
Anas platyrhynchos (mallard) is the source of this 2968-nucleotide messenger RNA. RefSeq names its product transducin-like enhancer protein 1. Gene Ontology annotation, molecular function: transcription corepressor activity; protein binding. Gene Ontology annotation, cellular component: nucleus; transcription regulator complex. The record is from RefSeq and is a predicted model, not a curated record. Lineage: Eukaryota; Metazoa; Chordata; Aves; Anseriformes; Anatidae. Gene Ontology annotation, biological process: regulation of DNA-templated transcription; negative regulation of canonical Wnt signaling pathway.